Messenger RNA from Procambarus clarkii (red swamp crayfish), 603 nucleotides. RefSeq names its product mucin-22-like. The record is from RefSeq and is a predicted model, not a curated record. NCBI's taxonomy places the organism in Eukaryota, Metazoa, Arthropoda, Malacostraca, Decapoda, Cambaridae.
AUGCUGGGGCCGAGAGAGAGAUCCCUCACGGCACGAGAGGAAGUUGAUGAUGCUCUUGGUGCUGGAAGGCUGAUGAAGAGAACAUGUUUUAUUGUUGCGUCUUCACGUGAUGUUUAUGGAGGCCAGAAAUGUCUUACUGCUGCCACUGACGCUACCACCACUGACGCUACCACUGACACUACCACCACUGACGCUACCACUGAAACUACCACCACUGGCGCUACCACUGACACUACCACCACUGGCGCUACCACUGAAACUACCACCACUGGCGCUACCACUGAAACUACCACCACUGACGCUACCACUGAAACUACCACCACUGGCGCUACCACUGAAACUACCACCACUGGCGCUACCACUGAAACUACCACCACUGGCGCUACCACUGAAACUACCACCACUGGCGCUACCACUGAAACUACCACCACUGAAACUACCACCACUGGCGCUACCACUGAAACUACCACCACUGGCGCUACCACUGAAACUACCACCACUGGCGCUACCACUGAAACUACCACCACUGGCGCUACCACUGAAACUACCACCACUGACGCUACCACUGAAACUACCACCACCACCACUGCUGCUUCCACUUAA